CACAAUUUUAUUUCUUAAUAUUAAAUAAUAUCCAACUCCCUUCCUACGGAAAUUUAGAUUAUCUUUAGAAGUAUCCCUUUCUCACCAACUUCUCCUCAAACACUCAACACCCACCAUGUAUGUAAGUCUGUCUUUGAAGUAUUGUGAUUUCAUAAAAUAUAAGUAUUGUAUGUGAAUACCCACACUGAUUUCCAUCUGAUCUGGUUAGUUCAAGGCCACURAGAAAAUGAACACAUUGAAAACAAUUCGACUACUAGAACUUGUUGGUGAAUGGUAGUUUCAACUUUUAAGAAUUUCACAAUUUUCGGACUUACGUUUAAAUUAACAAAUACAUGUUUUUGUUGUACUUAAAAUUAUAUUUUCCGUUUUUCAUGUGACUUACCGAUUGUACGUGGUGAUUUAGUUCGUAUAAUAUUUUUAAUAUUAUAUUGUACCUACAUUUGUUACUUCAGAUAAUAAACAACAGUCAAUAAUAUUCACUCAGCAAAAGAAAAAAAAUAAUCGAAAUGCUGUUGAAUAGUUAUCUAUAAUGUCUGAACACAGAAAACAUUCUAGGAUCUCGGUGAUGCAAAUGUUUCAUGAGCUCAAACAGCAAUUUCCCACAAUUCCAGAUCAAGUAGUUUCUGAUUGUAUACUUAAGCAUUCAACUAAUCGAGAAGCUUGUGUAUCAAAUCUAAAAAGUGUUCAGAAAAAUUACGUUCAACAAGCUUAUCCAUCUGAUAUUGUAGAUAAAAUGGCUAAUAGACCCAAGACUCUUGAAAUGUCACCAAACAAUCUUUCCUUGCCUAAAUUACAAUUUUCAAAUAGACCACAACAAUUUGAUGACUCAAAGGAUUUAAUAAAUUCAAAUCAAAGUGAUGUAGAUGACACACAGAUUUUAGAUAUAGAUUUUAAUAUAAAUAGAUGUCAAUGUUCAUCUAUUUCGGCACCAUCAACUCCUUCACUACGCCAUCAAGGAGAGCAUAGACACAAAUCUUGUCUUUCCUUAGAUUCUGUGCCGUUUGUUGAAACACAAUGUCGGCCAUUCACUUCUGUAAGCCUCACUUUAAGAACACCUACUAAAGAUCCUUUACCUUUGGACUUAUUAGCUGGUGGAGGUUCUGAACUCACUUAUACAGCUUGUUCAUUUGAUCCUACUACUGAUCCUAAAAAUUGUUACCAAUCAAGACUUCAUAUAAGUAUUGACCCUGAAGGUGAAACAACUGUGACUACUUCUCGUGUUAUGGUUUCUCCUACAAAUGUUAAAUCUAUUAAUCGGAUGACUGAAAUUCAAAUUCCGGGAUCAGUUCAAAUUGAUAAUAUUUUACCUAAAACUAAAAUGGUAAUUAAUGCUCAAUUAGAACGAAAACAGAAGUUGGCAUUAGAAUUGUCAGCAGAAAAACAAAGAUUAGAAAUUAUGAAAAAAAAUGUGGCAUCAAUGGAAGAAGAUAUUUCUAAAAGGCGUUCAUAUUCCAGAAAGAUUGAACGUUUAAGAAAUGAUGUUGAAACGUUACGGUUAGAAUGUAAUAAACUAACUAUUCAAGUAGAUACAGCUAAAGAGAAUCAAGUUUUAUCAGACGAAACCAAUAAACAAUUUUAUAAUAAAAUUUAUACUGGACAAAAAGUGUCUUUUGGAAAAACCCACAAAGAAUAUCAAGAACAUUCAGAAAUCCAAAACUGGGUUUGUCCUAUGUGCACUUUCCAAAAUCAUCCAAUAUUGCCAAGAUGUGAACAGUGUGAUAUGGCUCGUUUUGAUCUAGGUACUACAACAUCAGUUGUGAACAACAAUAUCCCCAUGUGCACAAAAUUAACUGCAAAUCUAACAAGACAAUGCUUAACAUGAGUGAAACUUUUAGCAGUGUGUGA
Diuraphis noxia (Russian wheat aphid) is the source of this 1845-nucleotide messenger RNA. RefSeq lists its product as uncharacterized. Lineage: Eukaryota; Metazoa; Arthropoda; Insecta; Hemiptera; Aphididae. The record is from RefSeq and is a predicted model, not a curated record.